Arachis duranensis is the source of this 660-nucleotide messenger RNA. RefSeq names its product protein MAIN-LIKE 1-like. The record is from RefSeq and is a predicted model, not a curated record. The transcript has 5 exons. Gene Ontology annotation, biological process: meristem development; meristem maintenance. Bases 1 to 660 code for a protein of 219 amino acids. Lineage: Eukaryota; Viridiplantae; Streptophyta; Magnoliopsida; Fabales; Fabaceae.
AUGUUAGCUGCUCUGGUUGAAAGGUGGAGGCCUGAAACGGAAUUUGUUGCUGCUCUGGUUGAAAGGUGGAGGCUUGAAACUCACACCUUUGUAUUGCCGAUCGGUGAGGUUACAGUGACACUAGAGGAUGUCGCUCAUAUUUUCGGCCAACCCAUUGAUGGAGAGCCUGUCAGUGGAUGGACAGAUAGUAGUGGCGAGUUCGUUCAAAGUCAGGGCAUAGCGAUAUUCGGUCGUGGGCCAUCAGUCAGUGGUAAUGCGAAGGUCGACCAUAUUCACGGACAAGUCGACUGCAUAUAUGCCCAUGCGAAAUAUCUACUGUUGCUUCGCGAUUUCGAGCGGAUCCAUACUUAUAGUUGGGGGCCAGCAUGUCUCGCAUAUCUUUACAGAGCACUAUACCGUGCAUCACGAUAUGAUACAAAGGAGAUGGAUGGCCCUCUAAAUCUCUUGUUUGUUUGGGUAUGGGAGCGAAUGCCAUGUCUUGCUCCCGUACCGAGACAAACGCUUCCACCGGCCGAGAUACCAGUUGCUAUGAGAACGGACCAUAGCGUGGUCAUCGAAGACCGUGGAGACAUUCAGUUUGAGUGGCGGCCAUAUGACGGGUUGAUCGUCACCGACGACUUGCAUCCCCAUUUUGAGGUGUCUGACAUCGUUGCUCCGUAG